Phascolarctos cinereus (koala) is the source of this 2100-nucleotide messenger RNA. Lineage: Eukaryota; Metazoa; Chordata; Mammalia; Diprotodontia; Phascolarctidae. The record is from RefSeq and is a predicted model, not a curated record.
UUAUUGGGCUGCCACAAUUAGCUUGCUCUUCCCAAUUUCUUGGCAACAAAGUAGCUCCCUUCUUCACACCAAUGACACCUCCAAAUUUUAAGAUAAUACGGCCGCAUACCAAGUUUUAAAAUGAUGGGAAAAUAGGUUUAGAAACGGUCAUCAGGAAAGCACCUCUGCUUAAAAUCGCAUUACAAAGUAAACCACCCUUGAGGUUCACCAGGUUACCUAUCUACCCCAAAAUCAUUUCCCCGAGUUUCACCGGAAAGCUAGGGGAAAGAAGUUGAAGGGAGUUGGGCAAAGGCGGAAUGUGCCAACAAGACAGUGAAAUCCACGCAAGCACGUGGAAGGGCUGCUCCCACAGCCCCGGGGGCCUCUUUUCAUUCCUGUUGCGUCUCUUUGAUUUUGGAGUUUUGCUGGCUUUGCAGAAAUGCAGAAAUGCAUUUGUAAAAAGUACUGAAGGGACUCUUCAGUGAACAUUCGCCCACACUGCUGCACACUUAGAAUAUGGGAGCUUUAAAAACAACUAUUUCAGUGGCGUUUUCAGCUCUGGGCACGAGACGCAACAGUUCCCAGAGAUGGAUGGUGCUUCCAUUUCUGUCUGUAUGCUGGUGCUUUACAGUUAAAUCGAGGACUCCUGUUUGACUCAUUCGUGUAAAUAGAUGUCUAGGGUUGUCCCUGUUGUUGGGGGUGGGGGGGGCGUGAUACACAAAAGACUUUCACAGAACUUCUGGUCUCUUGACAAGUCCCUUUUCCUAAGUGACCGUUAAAUGUCUUCACUUCCAGAACUCUGAGAAAUCAGGCUUUCUUUGUGAAUUUGCACCUCAGAAAGAAUGGAGGAAGGCUCCAGUUCUCCGGUCUCUCCCGUGGACAGCUUGGGCACCAGCGAAGAGGAGCUGGAGAGGCAGCCCAAGAGGUUUGGCAGGAAGAGGAGCUACAGCAAGAAAUCCAGCGAAGAUGGCAGCCCCACCCCGGGCAAGAGGGGGAAGAAGGGCAGCCCCAGCUCGCAGUCCUAUGAGGAGCUGCAGAGCCAGAGGAUCCUGGCCAACGUCCGGGAGAGGCAGAGGACGCAGUCCCUGAACGAAGCCUUCGCAGCCCUGCGUAAGAUCAUCCCCACUCUGCCCUCGGAUAAACUCAGCAAAAUCCAGACCCUGAAGCUGGCCGCUAGGUAUAUAGACUUCCUCUACCAGGUGCUGCAGAGCGACGAGAUGGACAAUAAGAUGACCAGCUGCAGCUAUGUGGCCCACGAGAGGCUCAGUUACGCCUUUUCCGUGUGGAGGAUGGAAGGCGCGUGGUCCAUGUCGGCAUCCCAUUAGCUCAGCACCCCAGACUCCCGAGAAGCCCAGCUGCUGAAGGGACUGUCCGGCGUGUCUGAGGGUGAAGUGGAAUUGGGACAUCUCCAAGUUCAUAACUUCUGAAACCUUAACAACCUCAAGGAAUCUGGUCCAUAAGACCUUGCUUGACCUCGCAGCUCUGAGCUCCUGCAGAGCACUGAGACUGAGUGGAAAAACAGCCCCGAAGCUAAGCAGUCUUCGAAAGCUUUCCCACAUCUCUCCUGAGGGACGUUCCCCCAGUACCGAUCUGUGUCCCGGCCAUCCUUGCUGUUCCUGCUGUUUGUUGUGGAUGCAUGUCAUUGUUUUGAUUGUUCUGAGUUCGGGCUGCUUUGUUUAGUUUCCUGAAAACCUUCAGAUUCAGGAACACAUAUAAGAGAAAUCUUGGUUUUGGAAUUGUUUUUCCUUUUACUGUGUUCUUUUUUUAAUGUAUAUUUUUUUAAUGAAAGAAAGAUGACUUCUUGUACAGUUCUGUUUAAACUGGACCAAGGCUCACAGAAGAAGGGGUUGCCUCCACCCCGGCCCUUCCUCCUCCCGUGAUUCUUGCAUGAUUUCGAGUAAGCCUGGCAUUCAGACUCUCAGACGCUCCCCCCCUUUCUCAAUCCUCCCCAACUUGCUCAGCUCAUCAGUUCUGUUUUUUUGGUAUUUUCUAUUUCAAUGUAUAUGUUGCUUAUUUGUUUUAUUUAUUGAGAUAUUUUUAACAAGCUAAGAGAUGGCAAUUUUGCUGUGUAUACUGCUUCUCUUGCCAAUAACAAAUAAAGAAGCCAUGCAGUUGCUUGUC